Seminavis robusta is the source of this 3291-nucleotide messenger RNA. Lineage: Eukaryota; Bacillariophyta; Bacillariophyceae; Naviculales; Naviculaceae. The record is from the annotation of a GenBank genome assembly.
AUGGAAGCCAAAGCGGAAACCAGCAAAUCGAAGGCUGUGCCUAUGAUAGGUGCCGUUGCUGUGAUAGGAACCGAAUGGCGGAAAUUGGACGGGAGAGCGUUGGGCGAAAGCAAAGCGGAUAUUGUUGGUCAUUCUGGAACUCCAGAGCCAAACGAUUAUGCGUCCAAUGGUGCCAUACCGGUAUCAUCCAAUCAUGAUCUUCGACGUGACAAAGAAGACGCAAAAAUCAAACAAGCAGCUGUUGGCCUCAAACAAAGUACAGCAGGAGCUGUUGAGGUGGUUGCAACGGCUAAAGAACCAAAUUGGAUGACAACAGAAAUGGAACUAGGAGCUGUGCCCAUGGUUCCUGCGGCCAAAGAACCAAAUUGGACGACACGAGCCGUACCAACGAUUGCUACGGCCAAAGUGACCGUGCCCGGCAGUCGAGGUCUCCGGAACAGCAAACAAGAUUUGGAGAUCAAGCGAGCAGCAUCUGGAAACCAGAAGAGCAAGAUGGACACAAGAAUUCAAGUGGGAGCCGUACCAAUGAAUCUGUCUGUGGUACCUACCACUCCUGGCCUCCAUCGCAGCAAGCAAGAUGCAGAAAUCAAACGGGUGGCGGUUGGCCUCAGACAAAGCAACCAGACAGGCACGGAAAUUCAAGUCGGAGCUGUAUCAAUGGGUCCUUCUUCCCACAGUGCGGUAUCUGCUAUUCCCGGCCUGGGACCACGCAUGCAAGGUGCAGAAAUCAAGCGUGCGGCAGCAGCUGGUAUGAAACAGAAUAGGAUGACUGUGGGAACUGAACGGAGAACUGUACCAACGUUUGCUUCGUCUAAUGAACCAAAUGGGAUGACUGCAGCAGUCGAACCAGGAGCUGUACGCAUGUGUUCUUCUCCUGGCCUCCGGCGCAGCAAGCAAGAUGCCGAAAUCAAGUGUGCCAAAGCAGCGGCAAGAACCCUGGAUUCUUCUGCCCACAGUUUGGUAUCUUCGAGUCCUGGCCUCCGCCGCAGCAAGCAAGAUGCUGAAAUCAAGUGUGCCGCUGCAGCAGCAAGACCCCUGGAUUCUUCUGUCCACAGUGUGGUAUCUUCUAGUCCUGGCCUUCAGCGCAGCAUGCCAGAUGUUGAAAUCAAGCAUGCCAAAACAGCAGCAAGAACCCUGGAUUCUUCUGCUCACAGUGUGGCAUCUUCCACUCCUGGCCUCCGCCGCAGCAAGCAAGAUGCCGAACUCAAGCGUGCCGCAGCAGCGGGAAGGACCCUGGAUUCUUCUGUCCACAGCGUGCUAUCUUCGAGUCCUGGCCUCCGCCGCAGCAAGCAAGAUGCUGAAAUCAAGCGUGCCGCUGCAGCAGGAAGAACCCUGAAUUCCUCUGCACACCAUUCCGUCUCUAGUCCCGGUCUCAUGUGCAGCUCACAAGAUGAGAAAGUCAAACACGCAGCAGCUGGGCUCCAAACCAACAGCAUGGAGGUAAAACAAUCUCCUGCAAGAGCUGGAUGGCCAUAUGGUAGAAAAGCAGCUGCAGGCAGUCAUGAAGUGCAUUGCAGCCACAAUAACCCAGUUUCCAAAGACGGUGCUGAAAGUAAGCCAGAUUCUUUGGCUUUGUGGAGAACAGACCCCAAGCACAAUGAUGACAUCUCUGGUAGAAAGACAUUUGCGGAUGCCUCUCCUAAGGCAAAUGCUGACAUGAUGAUACAGCCAGAACUGGUGUUGGGAUCCAACAUAGGAUUAGUGGAAGCCAGAGAGGUGAAAGAAGAAGAUGAUGGCAUCAUCUUGGGCUCAGCUGAGAUCUAUGAUGGACCCAUGGAAGAAGAAAGAGAACAAAUCAGGGAUCAAAAGAGAAUAUACUACAUUGGCAGCAUUUUCUGUUUGGUGUUGGCGCAAGUUUUGAUUGUUCCCAUUCUGUGGUGGUCUGGAGUCUUUGAUCCGGCUAUCAGAGACACAAUUGUGGUGUCUGCAGAAACACCAUCCAAUGCUCCAUCUGGAAGCCCAACAUUGGCACCUACUCCAUUCUUUCUUCCGCUGCCUGAGUACACUGUUGACAUACUGCAAAACGGCCCCUUGGCUUCCCCUCAAGAAAGAGCCUACAGAUGGAUCCAAGAUGAUCCAAACUUUGAGGAAUAUUCUGAUGCUCAAAAGCAACAACGGUUUGCCCUGGCCACGUUCUACCAUGCAACUAAUGGCGACCUAGGAAGUUGGACACAGCAGGAUGAUUGGAUGUCCUAUGAUGUCCAUGAGUGUGAAUGGUUCAGCAAAUGGAUCAGUCUAGGACCAGACUUUCCUAACAUCUGUGAUGAAGAAGGCAAUUAUCAGUCGUUGAUCUUGACCAAGAAUGGGCUUUCAGGGAGCCUUCCACUAGAGCUGGCCCUCCUCACAAAUCUAGAAGUAUUUGAUGUUGCCACAAAUGAAAUCAGAGGGACCAUUCCAAGUCAAAUUGGACUCAUGACUUCCCUCAGAGAACUUAUCCUUGAUGUCAAUCAGCUCUCAGGUCAAGUGCCCUCUGAGAUUGGACAGUUGACUCAUUUGGAGUAUUUCUUUGUACACACCAACCCAGUGACUGGGACGAUCAUGACAGAAGUUGGUCUCCUGACUAACAUGAUCGAUUUUGAAUGGGCAGAUACGUUCUCGCAAGGUACCAUUCCAACUCAGCUUGGUUUGAUGACUGGCGCAACUGCCUUGGUCUUGUGGCAGAAUCUCCUGGAUGGCCCCAUCCCAACCGAAGUAGGCUUGAUGACCACUUUGUCUGAGGUUUUCGGGGUGUAUGGCCAGAACUUGGCAGGAACCAUCCCAACUGAGAUUGGCAGGCUUACUGGGUUGGAUCAGCUGUACCUUGAUGUGAACUCUCUCACGGGCACUAUUCCAAGUGAAAUUGGCCAUUUAGGCAAGGCUGAGGGCAUUUACUUCAACCUCAAUGAUCUGGAAGGCACCAUUCCUUCUGAACUUGGAGGCUUGUCCUCAUUGGAGGUACUUGCUCUCUUCUCAACCAACAUAUCUGGAACCAUCCCUUCUGAGUUUGGUGGUUUGACGUCAAUGUGGUGGUUGCCUCUCCACGAGACAAACCUCAGUGGCACUGUCCCUGUUGAACUUGGGGCCUUGGCAGACAAUCAGACUGGUAGCCUGGAGCAUGUCAGUUUGAAUGAAACACUUGUGACUGGGGAGAUUCCAGCAGACCUUUGUUUGAUUCUUGAGAUGAGCUUUGAUUGCUCCGAUGAACUCUGUGGUUGUGACUGUGUCUGCCAGUUUGUGGCUCAAGGUAGUGUGGAGUCUUUGUCGAGGCCCAGGGUUUCCGAGAACUAUGACUUGUUUCUGGAUUAUCCUUAA